UCAAACAAGAUAGCAGAUCUUAUCUUGGUUGUCUUGUUUAUUCUAAUCUAUGAAGGUUAGAUAGUUUAAUAGCGAUUGUUUUCGCCAGUAGAGGGUGUUCGUGCAACCGAAGCAAUGACACACGAGUCCUGGAGAAGAAGAGCGAGGGAAGGGAACAUAAACAUAUGAAGUGGAACACAGCCGUUCAUUCUAUUAUAUUAAUUUCUGCUGUUUUUCAGACUGAGAAGAAGAAUCAAGCAGGAGGAAUUACUCCAGGAGAAACUGCUGACAUACUAUUGUAAAGAUGGAGUUUAAAGAAGAACCCUGCAGAAUAAAAGAUGAAGAUACAGAGGAACUAAUAGACCCGUUGGAAGUGAAUGAAGACAAACCUCAUAAUUUCACAAAUGAAGAUGGAAAACUGACAUAUAAAAAUGAAGAAAAACAACAUCUAUUUCAAAACACUCAUUUAAAAAAUGAAGAUGGAAAUGCAGCCGUUUCAAAGAAGGAAGAGAAUUUCACACAAAAACAAGCUGGAAAAUCUGGAGUCAAAGGAUCUUUCACCUGCUCUGAGUGUGGAAAGAGUUUCACACAGAAAUCAAACCUGAAGAGACACAUGAGAAUUCACACUGAAGAAAGACCGUUCACAUGCUCUCAGUGUGGAAAGAGUUUCCUUCAUAAAAGACAUCUAAAUGACCACAUGAGAAUUCACACUGGAGAAAAACCGUUCACAUGCACUCAGUGUGGAAAGAGUUUCAUUCAGAAAGAACACCUAAAUGAGCACAUGAGAAUUCACACUGGAGAAAAUCUGUUCACAUGCACUCAAUGUGGAAAAAGUUUUAUUAAGAAAGGAGCCUUAAAAGAACACAUGAGAAUUCACACUGGAGAAAAACCGUUCAUAUGCACUCAGUGUGGAAAACGUUUCACUUACAAAAGCGCUCUCACUUCUCAUCUGCGCUCUCACUCUGGAUUGAGAUCAUUCAGCUGUGAUCAGUGUGACAAAACAUUCAUUGCGGCAUCAAGCUUAAAAAUACAUCUUAAAAUUCAUACUGGUGUAAAGCCUCAUUUUUGUUCUUUUUGUGGGAAGGGUUUUUCAGUACGGCACACAUUAAAACUGCAUGAGCGUGUUCAUACUGGUGUGAGACCUCAUGUGUGCUCUGACUGUGGGAAGACCUACACUACAUUGGGUGCCUUAAAAAUACACCAGAGAGUUCAUACUGGAGAGAAACCGUUUAAGUGCUCACACUGUGGAAAGAGUUUUGCUCGGGCAGAUUACUUAAAACACCAUGAGAGAAUUCAUACUGGAGAGAAACUGUACCAGUGCUUACACUGUGGAAAGAAAUUCACUUAUUCAAAAUCCUUGAAAGAUCAUGGGAGAGUUCAUACUGGAGAGAAGCCGCAUCAGUGCUCUUUAUGUGGGAAGAAUUUCACCCAAACAUCUAGUCUACACACUCAUAAGAAAAAAUGUUGUCUGAAGUUGCCUCAAUGAGCAAAAAUCAGAUCCAUCACUGGCAAAAAUAAAUAAAUAUAUAUAUAUAUAUAUAUAUAUAUGCUUGCAAGUAAAUAAUUUGACAUUCAGAUUAAGCAAAAGCUGGAUAAUUAGUAAUGAGGUUUGAUUGUUUGACAAGAGGAACCUUUGGAAAGGUCAAAAUAAUAGUUUAGAAAACUAGUGUAGCGACUUGUGAAGGGAUGUGUUUUGUUUCUUAUAAUUAUUUUCAUUAAUUGUGCAUAUAAUGCAUUUGUAUAAUACAUAUUUAAAAACAACUUGUUUUAGCUGUUUAGACAUGAUGCAUUAAUAUAUUUAAGAUUUUUUUCUUUCAUUGAAAUUAAAUUUGAUUAAAGAUUAAGAUUAGAAUCGCAGACAAACAGCAAAUGGUUAACAGCUUUAAUAGUCAUUUUAUUGCAUCUGGGCCUACAUUCCAAAUAAAUAAUUAUAAUCAUUUAAAUUCAGAAUUUCUGGGUGCAGAAUGCCAUCUAUGGACUAGAGAGUUAGCUCUAAAAGAUGUAAAUGUGAAUAAAUCUUCAGGUCCUGACCAUGUUGCUUCUCUGUUCUUAAAAAUAGCAUCUGAUAUUAUGUCACCUCUGUUUACAUAUUUGUUUAAUCUCUCCUUUAAUCCAAAAAAAUGAUAAUUCUGUCAUUAUUUACUUCAUUUACAAUAUUAUAUCUAAAGUAUUAUUAUGACAGUGAGUGGGUCCUGACACAUUGUCUAACUCCAGUAGAUUAUAGAGCAGGGGUGUCCAAACCCAGUCCUGGAGGGCCAAAGUCCUGCAGAAUUUAGCCCAACCCCAAUUGACCCUUCGCAAAGACCCGCUCCCCUUAGUUACUGUUGCUUUGUCCAACAAGCCAUGGCUCUGUCUCAGAGUGAAAAAUACAUCACGGAGCAAAGAGGACACUGACAACACGUCGACAGACAAGACAGAGCAGGUUACUUAUGGCAUUAAACAA
Molecule: messenger RNA, 2422 nt
Organism: Megalobrama amblycephala (Wuchang bream)
Lineage: Eukaryota; Metazoa; Chordata; Actinopteri; Cypriniformes; Xenocyprididae
Product: gastrula zinc finger protein XlCGF57.1-like
Exons: 3
Coding region: 284-1465 (393 amino acids)
Source: RefSeq, a predicted model, not a curated record